Chelmon rostratus (copperband butterflyfish) is the source of this 1833-nucleotide messenger RNA. It is a transcript of the gene tmem126a, whose product is annotated as transmembrane protein 126A. The transcript has a single exon. The record is from RefSeq and is a predicted model, not a curated record. The coding region runs from base 125 to 742 and encodes 205 amino acids. Lineage: Eukaryota; Metazoa; Chordata; Actinopteri; Chaetodontiformes; Chaetodontidae. Gene Ontology annotation, cellular component: mitochondrion. Gene Ontology annotation, biological process: mitochondrial respiratory chain complex I assembly.
GACAUGUCUGCGCCCUGUCUUCAUCCUGAGGUCCACCUUACCUAAAUGUGAUAAUUGACUUGUCCAGAUUGUGAAUGCGGAUCUCUCUCUGCGAAACGGUGGAUAUUAUCGGUGUAUUGUGAAGAUGGAGGAGGACGCGCAGAAGCAGAGCGUCUCUGGAAAUGGGCUCACAAGAGCAGCGAUUGCCGAGAUGCUGGCGAAUAAUUUCGAGAGGCUGCCUGACAUUGAUCAGAAACUCUUCCUCUACGGACCCCUGUAUCUGGGGGGAAACGCUGGCCUUGCAGGGCUGAUCUCCAACAGCUUGUAUCGCAGAGCCCUGAAUGUCUCAAAGGGGGCUUUCUCCUCCAGCUUGCCGAUGGCCGUGCUGCCCUUCCUGACAACGUUUGUUAUGUACAACGCAGCGGUGUCCAACCCCCUGAUGUGCGGCGACCUCAACUGUCCCUCCUGUGCCCUGCUGCGAGGUGCAUUGGUUGGGGUGGUUGGCGGUGGGGUGUACCCCGUCCUCCUGGCCUUACCUGUGAAUGUGGGCCUCGCUUCCAGGUAUAACACGGCGCCGAUGCCAGAGAAGGGCAACAUGCUCCGGUACUGGUUGGAUCUCUCUCGGCCGAUCCUGAGGAAACUGAGGCCGGUGCUGCUGCUCCAGGCCCUUUUCGGCACCUACUUGAGCUCCAGGCACUUUGAAUCCUACACCAAACUGGCCCAGAUAACGUUUGGCUCAGGCGGAGAGCAGCUGGAGGACUGAACUGUUCUGAGCUGGACCUGGAAAUAAACUCGUCUUUUUGUAUCGAUUUGCUGCCACUCGUGGCUUAUAUGCUUGUCAGAUUCACCAUUUCACAUGAAAUGCGCCUGGAGUAAAUUAAGUGUGGUCUACCUUUUAUGUCUGGUAUGUCAACAUUAACAUGAAAAGAAUGGCAUAACUUGACUGCUUUUCUGCCACAUUCAUGACGAAAAAGAAAAUCAAUCUCUUCCAUCUAUGACAUAAAACCGUUUAUCAUAAUCUUAAUCAGUGUAUGUUCUUUCAUAUCAGAGAUUAAACAAUUAGUCAAUUAAUAACAAAUAAUCAGAAACAAUUUUGAUCAUCUAAUAAUUCAUUUAUAAAACAAAACAUUUGCAAGUGCCAGCCUCAAAUUUGCAAAUGAAUUGCUUUUGUCUGCUUUAUUAUAUUUUGAAAUAAACAUCUUUGGACUGUUGGUUGGACAAAACAAGAGCUGACCUUGGGCUCUGGGAAAUUGUGGCGGGCAGUAUGCCCUAUUUUGUGACAUGUUAUAGACAAGCUAAUCAAUUAAUCAGGAUUGGUAAACAAAAUAAUAGCUGUUUGCAGCCCUUUUGAAGACAGUGUGUGGUUUGGUUCUGCUGAUUGCUGAAAGUCCAUUCACCUGGCUUUUCACAGCGUUAAGGGCAGUUUUGUUGCUAAUCAUACAUUUGAAAAUACCCACAUGCAAAUGAGAUAACUUGCUUGCACGUCAAAUAAAUGUCAAGACCCUUUCAUUAUUUUUGAAAACCCUGAUAGUCUGUGUGAUUGCGGAGCCAAUGCAAUGCUUUGAUCAAGCAUGUCAGAAAAAAAAAAAAACUGCAGGCCAUCAACUGAGCAUGGUUGACUUUUAUUAAAGGCGUUUUAGGAACCGGUCACACAUUUCGCAGUGAAGUCGGAGCCAACAGUUUGUCUGCUUGGCCUCACUAACCAUGAAAAACACCGAAUGCACCCCGCUCCUUGAGCUGCAACGUAUGUGUGAAAGCAAAAACUUCACAGACUGGGCCUGGCAGUGCAGUGACACCAUCAAAAAGAGCAGAUCUGAUGUAAUGUAGGAGAUUGUCAUUGAAAACACGUGUUCA